GUAACUGUAGCGGGAAUAUAAAAAACAGCAAUAUGGGCCGACCAAUGCCAGGAGCAAAGGAGAUAAUGGAACCAGCUUUCCAACAGGGGAUACUUGGCUGUUUCGGGAAUAUGGGCGUAUGCGUCAUCUCAUUCUUCCUUCCCUGUAUCCAGGCAGGGAGGAACGCAGAGGCGGUUGGGGACAAUUUCAUCCUAACUUGCGUCGGGAUUUUCAUUCCACUCGUAAAUUUGUACUUUCUCUCUGAGAACAGAGCUAAGAUUCGACAUAUGCAAAGCAUCCGAGGAGACACUGCUUCAGACUGUGCUUAUAUUAUUGUAUGCGGACCCUGUUCGUUAUCCCAGCUUGCUGCUGAAUGUGACUAUAUAAGGAAUAACCCAAAACCAAUCGCGGUCGAAAGGGAAUAGAUCUAAAGACAUCUUUGCACAAUCCGAACAAACUAUUAACGCAACCGUUGAGGAUUCGGACACAAAGGUUAUGGCUAAUGGACAGACAGGGACUGCUUAGCUCUUCAGGAUGUUUCACGUGAUAAUUCCCAAUAUAACCUAGAUCUGCAAAUAGAACCGUCUGGGACGUAAACUCACAAAAAUGGAUAUGAAUGAC
This is a messenger RNA of Owenia fusiformis, 600 nucleotides long. NCBI's taxonomy places the organism in Eukaryota, Metazoa, Annelida, Polychaeta, Sabellida, Oweniidae. The record is from the annotation of a GenBank genome assembly.